Messenger RNA from Entrophospora candida, 419 nucleotides. The record is from the annotation of a GenBank genome assembly. Lineage: Eukaryota; Fungi; Glomeromycota; Glomeromycetes; Entrophosporales; Entrophosporaceae.
GUUUUCUCAAUACCAUAGUAUUUAUGCAAGAUAUCGCAGUUUCUAGAGCAUAUAGCUUGACGAAAUUAGAAUGGUGGCAUAAUCACGUCAAUAAAUACGAAAAGUCAUAUCCCCAUUUAUCACGUAAUAAAGCAAUAGAUUCGGCUGAUCAUGAAGCAAAAGAUGGACUGCAGAAACAAAGUCAGCAACAACCUUCUUUUGGCGAAAAAUUACGAUAUAAUCUGUUAACCUUAUUGUUUAGUAAACCAAAAGGAGAUAAAACAUUGGUUGAAUAUGAUCAAUAUAUGACGGUAAAAGGUGACGAGGAAUUGUUGUCAACAACGCAAACAAUGAAUGAUCAAGCUGAUGGUGAUGCAAAAGUAAAUGGUGACGAGGGCAAUUUGAAUCAAUUUAAUAAGAAUGUAUUAUGUAAACUGUAA